UUUUUUUUUCCUCUUAUCGCUCGCGGAUUCGUGACAGCUGUCAAAGAUGCGCACCGCUCGUGCUCUCUCGCGGCCCCGUCUUCCGCUCCGCGGAGCGACAUCGUACGCUGGCGAUAAGCGCGUAGACGUGUGUACGUGCGUGAUCGCGAUGCCACGCGGGACCUGCCCCUAGAUGCACCGUAUACAUCGUCGACCUACGCCGAUUGCACGAGAGAGGAUAACCUUCCGGUCCCCUUCGUCGUCCGCGAGAGAGGAGCGAGACCCUUGUGUUGCCACGUUGUACACGUAGCCGCAGCGAAACGCAGCAAAAUCGCUCUCUCGCCCGUCGCCGGACCACCGCCAUGGCGUGCGUGCUGCAGAACCAGGACAACGUACACCUGAAGAUAAAGUCGACCAACACGGUGGGCGGGAUCACGUAUUACAACAUCGAGGUUACGGUCGGGUCGGUCAAGUGGGAUGUCGUACGCAGGUACAGCACGUUUGCGGCACUGCACGAUGACUGUGUCUCCAAGUAUUGCGUUGAGAAAGACAUUUUGCCACCGAAGAAGCUCAUAGGCAACAAGUGCGAGGCCUUCGUGGAGAAGCGCAGGCAGAAUCUCGAGGUGUACCUCAACGCCCUUUAUAAUUACCUGAAGAAAGCAAUGCCCCAGGAACUGGUCGUAUUUCUGAACCUAGAUGAUUACGACAUAUAUUACAUGAUGCAAAAACUGGCGUAUGAGUUUUAUGCAAUGUGCAACAACAAAUCAUCUUAUACGUUCAAUCCAGUAGAGCUGUACGCAAUCAGCGAAAGAUUGAAGCAGCCGUGCCCUUUGUUCGAAGUUGUGGAAAAAUCGUGUAACUUCGGUGACGUUUUGGAUUAUAAUGCUCGUUUAACCGAUCUCACGAUCCAGGGAAGUUACACGGAGCGUUACAAACUUAGCAAUAUUUAUCCGUCUUCGGUGUCUAUCGAGUUGUCUACCUUUAAAAAUGUACAAAACCUGACAAUUGACCAAUACCCGGUCGACAAGAUUUACCAUAUGGGAAAUCUUCGGGACACGGUAAUCACGUUAAAAGUCACCAACGCGAAGCUCAGGAAUAUCGUGGAGAUGGCCAUGUGCGAGGAGGUUCACAAAAACAUUGAGAACGCCAACGAUUCUCACGUGUGGAUGAAAGUGACGCACUUGGAUCUCAGCGACAAUCGCAUCGAAGUCAUAGACGAGGCGAUUAAACUAUGGCCGCAAUUAGAAUGCCUGACGCUGAACAACAAUCUCUUGUCCGAGAUAUCCAACGCGACGCUAUUGCCGCGAUUGUCCCAACUGUACCUGGCGUCGAACAACUUCACCAGUCUGCCGGACGACCUUCACACGCGACUCGGAUACAUCGUUUACAUCGACCUGUCGCAAAACAAACUCACAUCGCUCGCCAGCUUCUCGAAGAUGUACUCGCUGGAGGGAUUGGACGUGAGCUGUAAUCGUAUUGAGAAGAUCGAGGAGGUAGAACACAUCGGUCACCUACCCUGUCUGGAAAACCUGAGGCUAACGGGCAACCCGGUGUCGACGAUAGUCGACUAUAGAAUCAAAGUACUGGUGCCGUUUGGUAAGAGAGCCGCAGACAUAUGCUUGGACAAUGAAAAGCCGAAUCAAAGGGAACUCGAUACCGUGUCGGUUCAUCAAGCCUUACGCAUCGCGCGAGAGGGUAAAUCGCCGUCGUUUACCGCAUCCGGCGCACCGCUGUUCUCCGCCGAGACUCCGAAUGUAUAAAAAUUUUUAUCGUUUUCUCUUUUAUCGCGCCAACCCGUGUUACACUUAAAAAAUAUUUAAAUUCGAAAACAAAAAAAUGUUUAUUAAAAUGUUUUAAUAUGAUAUAUGUAGAUUUUAUAUUAAGAGACUGAUCUUUUCUUCUUUGAGAAAAAUUAUUGUUUCUGGUCUCUAUUGUACAUUUGAUAGUUUUAUUGAUACGAUACGUAAGCAAAUAAGAAUAUACUUUUUAUUUUUAUCGUGAUUCUUCAAAGAGCGUAAUGCUAAAAUGAAACAAUACGUUUUAUGAAGUUUUCGUGUUAUAACCUCAAGUAUAAAUCUAAGAUAAAACAUCUUUUUUACAAGCAAAUAAAAUUGUACACAAUCCAUGACAAAAAUAUACAAACAGGAUGUGUUUCGUGAAAUCAAUUUGCAAAAAUUUUCGUUAUUUUAUACAUAUCGUGCAUAGAUUGUUUAUCGAUCUCGUACAUAGAUUUUUCAUCGAUCAUCUACAACAAUGAAUUAAUCUAUGCAUCUAUUGUAUUUUAUAUAUGAAUAAUUAUUUGAUCACUACUCAUAAUAUGAUUUUAUCGGUAUUUUUUUAGAAUUAGUGUGAUUUAGUCAUAAAUUACAUAAUAUUAUUUAUUCAGAGAUGAAUGUUUAAUCUUUUCAAUAAAAAAAAAACUUGUGUAACAAUUUUAUAACAAUUCAAUGUUAAAGAUUUAUUUAUGUAUACAAAUAUUUUGUUAAUAAAGACAAAGUGAUAAUAUAUCUUGUUGUCAAUAUCGUGUUGAGAAAUUAUAUUUUACGUACCAAAUUGCUUUUAUAUUUAAAAUCGUAUUCAACUUUGAACAAUAUUACCUAGAGUAUUUAUCAGGAAAGGUAUAAUUGUUCACUUAUUAUUUUUUAUCGUUAAGAAAAUAUAAAUUCGUUAUUAUUAGAUUUAUCAUAGAUUUUUAUUUAAAUUUGCGUUCGCAUUACCUUUAAAUAUUACGCUUGUCAUAUGUUUCGAGUGUACAUGUGUGUAUGUGUCGUGUUGUGUGUAUUUGUUAAAUGUGUGUUGCGCAUAUUUCGGAAAUAUUAAAAUAUUCAUAAAUAAUAUCAAUAUAAUGAUCAUAUAUUCUAAGCAUUGUGUUAUAGUCUUUUUAUACGUACACCUAAACUAACACAUACAUAAGUUAGCCGUUGCAAACGGCCGUUUUUUUUCCAUUGAUUUAUGAGCUUCAAUUCGUUGAUACGCAAGUGCACAAGUAAGCAAUGCAGCUCACAGCUUCUCAAAAAAAAAAAAAA
Molecule: messenger RNA, 3005 nt
Organism: Monomorium pharaonis (pharaoh ant)
Lineage: Eukaryota; Metazoa; Arthropoda; Insecta; Hymenoptera; Formicidae
Product: nischarin
Exons: 3
Coding region: 342-1739 (465 amino acids)
Cellular component (GO): cytoplasm
Molecular function (GO): protein kinase binding; phosphatidylinositol binding
Source: RefSeq, a predicted model, not a curated record